GUGGAUUCAGUCAGUGUUGGCGGGAGCUGAACGGUCUGGCCGCUUCUUGCUGUCUGGCCUGUGCUGGCGCUGGUGUAGGGGCUUGCAGGCAACCCUCCCCGCCUCCAGCCGUCAGAAUGCGGGUGGCGGUGGCCGGCUGCUGCCACGGCGAGCUGGACAAGAUCUAUGAGACGCUGGCGCUGGCGGAAAGGCGCGGCCCUGGGCCGAUAGAUCUGCUGCUGUGCUGCGGCGACUUCCAGGCGGUGCGCAACGAGGCCGACUUGCGUUGCAUGGCGGUCCCGCCCAAGUACCGCCACAUGCAGACCUUCUAUAGGUAUUACUCUGGAGAGAAAAAGGCCCCAGUUCUCACAAUCUUUAUUGGGGGAAACCAUGAAGCCUCAAAUCAUUUGCAAGAGUUACCCUAUGGUGGCUGGGUGGCGCCAAACAUUUAUUAUUUAGGUUUGGCUGGUGUAGUAAAAUACCGAGGCAUAAGGAUUGGUGGCAUCUCUGGUAUCUUUAAAUCUCAUGACUAUCGAAAAGGUCAUUUUGAGUGCCCCCCUUAUAAUCCAGCUACAAUAAGGAGUAUAUAUCAUGUGAGAAAUAUUGAAGUCUAUAAAUUAAAACAGCUGAAGCAGCCUAUGGACAUAUUCUUAUCUCAUGAUUGGCCAAGAAAGAUCUAUCAUUAUGGAAAUAAGCAGCAGCUUCUGAAGACUAAAUCUUUUUUCCGACAAGAAGUGGAAAAUAACACAUUGGGAAGUCCUGCUGCCUCAGAACUCUUAGAGCACUUCAAGCCUACAUACUGGUUUUCUGCGCACCUUCAUGUGAAGUUUGCAGCCUUAAUGCAGCAUCAGGCCAAGGAUAAAGGACAGGCAGCCAAAGCAACCAAAUUUUUAGCCUUGGACAAAUGCUUACCACAUAGAGACUUUCUUCAGGUGAUAGAAAUAGAACAUGACCCCAGUGCUCCUGAGUACUUAGAGUAUGAUAUUGAAUGGCUCACUGUUCUCAGGGCUACUGAUGAUCUUAUUAAUGUGACUGAGCGUCUAUGGAAUAUGCCUGAGAAUAAUGGCCUGCAUACAAGGUGGGAUUAUAGUGCAACAGAAGAAGCUAUGAACAAAGUAUUGGAAAUACUGAAUCAUGACCUCAAAGUUCCAUGUAACUUCAGCAUAACAGCUGCUUGUUAUGAUCCUAGCAGACCACAAACACAAAUGCAGUUGGUUCAUAGGAUCAAUCCUCAAACUACUGAAUUUUGUGCCCAACUUGGCAUCACUGACAUGAAUGUCAGGCUUCAGAGGGCCAAGGAGGAACAUCACUUAUGUGGUGAAUAUGAACAGCAAGAUGAUGUGGAGAGUAAUGACUCUGGAGAAGAUCGUAGUGAAUAUAACACAGAUACAUCUGCCCUGUCCUCUAUUAAUCCAGAUGAAAUAAUGUUAGAUGAAGAAGAGGAAGAUGAAGAUAGUAUUGUAAGUACGCAUAGUGACAUGAAUACACCAUCUGUAGAACCUUCUUCUGAUCAAGCUUCUGACUUCUCUGCCAGCUUCUCUGAUGUCAGGAUCUUGCCAGGUUCCAUGGUUGUAUCUUCUGAUGAUACGUUGGGUUCCCCAGAUGGCAGAGAGGGGAAACUUGGUGAGGCUCCAGAGUCAGGGGAUGGAAACGAUUUAACUGAGUUGCCAUUGAAGAGGCUGAGUGAUGAACAUGAACCUGAACAAAGAAAGAAAAUUAAGAGGAGGAAUCAAGCCAUCUAUGCUGCAGUGGAUGAUGAUGAUGCAGCAUAAGACAAUUGAGUUGUCUCCGUAUUAUAUGUAGAUAUGUGAUUUUUGAGACUAUAUUUUUAGAGUUGGAUUUUUGACUCAAGAUUUAACUUUGUAAUAAUGAAGUUACUUAAGAGAAUUUUUAGUUAGGUAUUGACUUUGUCUUUAGUCCUUUGUAUAUUUCAGAUGAAAAUAUUAAAAUUUCAUAUAUUUACUUGAUUGAGUUCCUUUUUUUGGAAGAUGGAUAUUAUUCACUUUCAUUUUUUUCAGGAAGCACUUACUGAAUACCUACUUUGUACCAGGCACUCUUCUGUAGGAUGGCUCUAUAAAGAUGAGUAAGACAGGGAUUUUUACCUUCAAGGAGUUACUACCACUAUGAAUAUUUUGGUGUAUAAAAUAAGGCAUAUUUAAUAUUUUGUUUUGGGAAAUCAUUAUUACGUGUGUGAUUUUGUAUGCUUUCUUUUUAUUUGUUAUAAAUAUUUUCUUGGUCUGCUCUUAAUGUCUGUCAAAUAUAAUUGAAAUUGAAGAUGGUAAAUAAGGUUUCAGGAAAUAAAUUCCUUUAAAUACUAAAUAUUGGUAAACAAAAUUUUACACUUAAUUGCUGAGAUUCAUACAGCCUUGUAGACUUUAGCAUAUUUUAGCUUUAGCUUUAAUUUUAAGGUAGUUAUAGUAAGUGUUUCAGGUCAUUUGGGUACAGUUUAGCUUAGUCUUAAUUACUAGUGGGGACUGAGUUGCAUAAAUGCUGCCCUUUUGCUGUUAUGGAUUACUAGUAGUAGACUAUUUUUAAAGAUCUACAUGGAAAAACUAUACUUCUAUCCUGGUUCUGGUUAAAAUGCCUGGGUGACCCUCAGAGAUGGUUGCCCUAUACUUGGGUCAGUAGCCAUGAAUUCAGAUUGUUCUAGGAUGUCAUCAUCCCAUAGUAGUCCACAUCCAGGGGCCAAUCUAGGAGAAUGAUUUAGUAGUUGACGUCUAUUUUGUCAGCAUCUGGCUUGAAGAAGGUUGAGCACUUUAUCCUUAUUGCCAUCUAUUUUGUUUACUUUCUUUUUUGAGUGAAUUUACUUCACUAAUUUAAAUUUUCAUUAUUUACAUGAAGUAUUUAAAAACUAUGGAUUUCCCCUAUUGCUGAUUUAAUAGAAUCUAUUAAUAGAUUUAAUAGAACCCCAUAGUUGUGACACAGAGGUCUCUCCCCCGAAAUUCUUUAAUAAAGAUAAAUAAAAGCACAAAGUAAUUAGAUGUAAAAUAAAUAACAGUUUGUUUAAAAAAAAAAAAGACAAUCCUUUAGCUUGCUCAAUCAAGAAAGCACAAAUGCCAAAAAUAAAUUAAAAAAUAAAUAAAAGGGAGAAAUAGCCAGUAAAACAGUGUAUUCAAACAAACAUAGAAUUACCCUCAUAACUUAGUACAAAUAAAUGUGAUAAAUAAUUAGUAGGAAAAUAGAAUUCACUGAAAUUCAUCCUACUGGAGGUAGAAAGUGGCAAAAAUUUCCACAGAAGGAAUAGAGAAACUUAUCAAAGAAUUAACGCCCACAAAAAAGGGCUGGCCUAAGUGGAUUCAAGAGGAAAGUACCAAAUAAUCACUAAUGUCAGGUAAACUUACAAGAUGUAGAAAAAUGAAGGAAAGUUUAGUUUUCUUUUUAUGAAGCAAGUAAAAUGUUGGUAUCUAAAUCUUGAGUCAAGAAUGCACCAAAAAACCCACAGACCAAUCUCACAUAUGAAUAUUGCUGCAAAAGUCCUAAAUAAAAUACUAGUAAACAGAA
This is a messenger RNA of Neogale vison (American mink), 3480 nucleotides long. It is a transcript of the gene DBR1, whose product is annotated as debranching RNA lariats 1. Lineage: Eukaryota; Metazoa; Chordata; Mammalia; Carnivora; Mustelidae. The record is from RefSeq and is a predicted model, not a curated record. Bases 117 to 1751 code for a protein of 544 amino acids. Gene Ontology annotation, cellular component: nucleus. The transcript is spliced from 8 exons. Gene Ontology annotation, molecular function: RNA lariat debranching enzyme activity. Gene Ontology annotation, biological process: mRNA splicing, via spliceosome.